UUCUUCUUCUUCCCGAGUCUCCCCUAUCUCUCCUCUCAAACGCUCCACCACCUUUUCAAGGUACUUCGAACCCAAGUGUUGAAUUUGUUAUCAGAUAGUACAGAAAAGAAAGAAUGGCGUGGAGAGGCCAAUUAUCGCGAAACCUCAAAGAACUACGAAUUCUGUUUUGCCAAAAAUCCGAUGCGAGUGCCUGCGCUAGGUCAUUCGUGGAGAAAAAUUACAAGGAUCUCAAGACGUUAAACCCCAAAUUCCCAAUCCUUAUCCGUGAAUGCAGUGGGAUCGAGCCCCAGAUGUGGGCUAGAUAUGAUAUGGGCGUGGAGAGGGGCAUUCGCUUGGAAGGUUUGACCGAGCCUCAGAUUUUGAAGACACUAGAAGACCUUGUGAAAGCAGGGGCAUCCCUUAAAGCCUAAUAAUAUUGCUGCUAUUGAAUCGAAUGGUUUUGAAAUAAAUUGAUAUCCACCAGAAAUUGCUUCCAUCGAUGGUGUUCCUCUAUUUUCCAGCUAUCAUGCUGAUGUUGACAGUAUGGUUGUUUAAAAAUUUAGUGCUUGUGUUGUUCUCUUGCCAUUUUAAGGCGAUUCAACACACAGCGGAAACUUCCUUU
Theobroma umbraticum is the source of this 601-nucleotide messenger RNA. RefSeq names its product NADH-ubiquinone oxidoreductase B8 subunit. The record is from RefSeq and is a predicted model, not a curated record. Gene Ontology annotation, cellular component: respiratory chain complex I. NCBI's taxonomy places the organism in Eukaryota, Viridiplantae, Streptophyta, Magnoliopsida, Malvales, Malvaceae.